AUGCUAAAUACUACUGUUGUGGAGGUAAGGCCAGCCAAGACUACGACCGAACCAAACCAGAGCAGGCAGGUGAUCACAUCUAAACAUGUGCCCCAUGCCAGCACUGGACCGAACACGAUCACCGUCUCGGAGGAUCUUGACGUACGCCCAUCUACAUCAAAGAGGGCCACGUCGGGGCCAAAGAGAGGUGAUGACCAAUGCGGCACUACGAAGUCUGCUAGCACAACACCCAAGGUGCUGUCCGCAAUCUCCUCUACUCGAGGAACCGCGACGGCUUCCAAAGGUACAGCAAGCAGGCCUAGUAUUAAGCGGCAAAGGUCAGGUGAAACGCAGGUGUCUGAGGGUAAGCGGCUGAAACCAUCAACUAGCUUAACAUCAGCACCUGAGCUACAAGUAGCCAUCAUAGAUCGUAGUCAACCUGAUGGGAAAAUGACUACGGACAGAUGGCUGCUUCUGGAGGAGAAGAUCUUGCGGGCACUAGUGGACGAACUCGCAUGCAGUGAGGAUGAUUCCUUCACUGCAUUCGAUGGCGCCAAAUGGUUAAAGGGUGUCAAGAUCAUCGGGUGCGGUAACGAGAAGGCUCUAGGCUUUCUCAGUAACUGUAUCCGAGGAGUUGGCGAACUCUGGCCCAACGCAAGAAUCGAAAUCGUCCCACUGGAUCAAGUACCUUUUCGUACGACGGUGAGAGUGUGGGUCCCUCCUCCCCUUUUGGAGGACGAAGCCACGCUAACACUUAUAAAGCGUCAGAACAAGGAACUUGGUACAGAUGACUGGACGAUUGAACGAGGACGCUCUAGGGACAAAGGAGAAGGCAAGGAUCUCUGGAUCAAAAUUGGUUCAGAAUCCCUCCGACUCCUGCGUUCUUCGCAAGGCGUCAUCAAGUACGGGCUUAACCAACUCCGGUUGAUCUUGCCCGCGGUGAAGCGCAAUGAUGAACCCAAGCGGCCUGAGAGUGGUACAGAUUAAUCUGCACCACUCCGA
This is a messenger RNA of Calliphora vicina (urban bluebottle blowfly), 981 nucleotides long. RefSeq lists its product as uncharacterized. The transcript has a single exon. NCBI's taxonomy places the organism in Eukaryota, Metazoa, Arthropoda, Insecta, Diptera, Calliphoridae. The record is from RefSeq and is a predicted model, not a curated record. The coding region runs from base 1 to 966 and encodes 321 amino acids.